This is a messenger RNA of Colletotrichum orchidophilum, 1401 nucleotides long. RefSeq names its product proline dehydrogenase. NCBI's taxonomy places the organism in Eukaryota, Fungi, Ascomycota, Sordariomycetes, Glomerellales, Glomerellaceae. The record is from RefSeq and is a predicted model, not a curated record. Bases 1 to 1401 code for a protein of 466 amino acids. The transcript is spliced from 2 exons. Gene Ontology annotation, molecular function: FAD binding; proline dehydrogenase activity. Gene Ontology annotation, cellular component: mitochondrion.
AUGCCGGCCAGACUCGUCGUGUGCAGCCAUGCGCCGGUGCCGCUCUGCAGAUCCCUUCGACUGCAGGGAGCGGCGAGGCAUGUCAGCACCACGGCGGCCAAGACUCAAACUUUGUCUCCAACAGCGCCACGAACCUUCACACCGACCCCGAAGAAAUCGCCUCUAUCUCGGCUUUCAACCAAGGCUCUGGUCCGGUCAUUGUUCCUCACCCAAUUCAUGUCAUCACCACUUCUCAUGAAGCCAGCGUUACCUUUACUACACUUUAUCGCCAACACCAAAUUCGCACUAUUCAACCCCGAUAAGAAUCCCUUGUUGAACCGGCUACUCAGAUGGACCAUUUACGACCACUUCUGCGCAGGAGAGAACAUCCCUCAAGUCUCAAAGACUGUUUCCGAAGUGAAGCGAAUGGGUUACCAGGGUGUCAUUCUCAAUUACGCAAAAGAAAUCGUUUUGGACAAGAAGGCCGCCGACGCUGAAGCGCAAGCUGGAGAGUACGCUCCGCAGGUUUAUGCGAUGGUCGACCAAUGGAAGAAAGGAAACCUCGAAACUCUCCAUAUGAUGGCACCAGGCGACUUCCUGGCUGUCAAGGUAACUGGCGCUGGUCCCAUUGCCGUAGAUGCCUUGAAGUCGAAAGCACCCAUCCCGGAAGUUUUGAGCAAGGCCUUGGAUGAGCUCUGCGAGGAGACCAACAGACAAGGCUCCCGUCUCUGGAUCGAUGCCGAGCAACAAGCCCUUCAGCCCCAACUCGACGAGUGGACUAUCGACCUCAUGAGAAAGCACAACCGCCAGAGCAAGCCGUUGAUUUACAACACUAUUCAAGGUUAUCUCAAGGGCUCGAAGGCCAAUUCCGAGCGCCAUAUUUCUCUGGCUGCGAAGGAGGGCUGGAGCUUGGGAGUCAAGCUGGUCCGCGGCGCUUACAUUGAGAACGAAGUCCGAUCCCUGAUCCACGACACCAAGAAAGACACCGACACCAAUUUUGACGACAUUGCCGACAUGUUUAUCAGCCAGAGACUGCCCGAGGAGGCCAAGGAGUGCCAGUUCCCCGCCAGCGCGCUCUUCCUCGCCACACACAACGCCGCCAGCUCCGCAACCGCAAUCUCUACCCACCGACGCAGGAUCCUAGACGGCCAGGCCACGACGGAGCUCGAGUGCGGUCAGCUGUUUGGCAUGGCGGACGAGUUGAGCUGCGAGCUGUUGGAUAACUACGACACGUGCGUCGCGGACUCUGGGCUGAAGAGGGAUGCUAUCCCCAAGCCGUUCAAGUAUCUGCCGUGGGGGUCUGUUUCGGAGUGUAUGGGCUACCUGCACCGGAGGGCGGUCGAGAACAAGGGAGCCGUCGCGGAGAGCGCACAUAUGCUCGGCUCAUUGAAGAGCGAGCUGAGACGCCGGGUUUUUGGUUAA